UGGCAGAGUAUGGGGCCCGAGUGCCGACAACCACCAACUCGUCGUCGUCACGAUGCGACGUUUGCUCUCCCACCAUCCCACUUCACAUGACCGCACCGCCCAGCUCCUCUUGUUCCAGGCGCGCGAGCAGGUCUUGCCUCCCGGGUCGCGGUCGAGACAACAAGCCAGCCAGCCAGCAGUAGGCCAUCACCACCACCACAAUGCCCCUCCGCUGGGCAGUCGUCGCUGGCCUGCUCGUGAGCUUGAGCACCCUGCUUGCUCCUGCGGCCGCCACCAACAAUGACUUUGUCAACGCCGCCAACAAUGCGGCGAGUAAUCCGGCCGUCAACGUCGUCAACAGCGCCCAGCCGCCGCGGCCUUUUGACUGUCCGGGCUACAGCAGCUACGCCAAGCAGCGCAACGAGCCGCUCUCUCCCUUUGCCUACCAGCUGCCCUACCAGCGGCCCAGCCCAGAGUGCCGCACCUUCAACGCCUCGGCCGUCGAGGCCACCAUCCGCCGCAUGAAGGGCCAGAUCUUUGACCUCGACCUCCACCGCCUCUUUGAGAACACGUUCCCAAACACCCUUGACACCUGCAUCAAGUGGCGCGGCCAUGCUGCCAACAACACAGACGAGGAGCUCGCCUUCAUCAUCACCGGCGACAUCAACGCCAUGUGGAUCCGCGACUCGGCAAACCAGAUCGCUCCUUACAAAGUCGUCCUCAAAUCGGCCGCCGACGAUGUUGCCUCCGUCUUCCGCGGCGCCAUCAACCUCCAGGCCCGCUACCUCGUCAUCUCUCCUUAUUGCAACUCGUUUCACCCGCCCCCCGAGUCGGGCAUGGGCAACGGCGGCAGCGGCGGCUACUACCAUGUCACCCCGCCCUACGACACCAAGAUUGUCUUCACCUGCAACUUUGAGCUGGACGACUUUGGCGGCUUCCUCCAGCUCUCCCACGACUACUUCACCGCCACCGGCGACGCAGACUUCUUCAACAAGUUCCAGUGGAUCUACGCCAUCCAGUCCAUCCUCGCCACCUCGCGCGAGAUGCAGCAGCCCACCUACGGGCCCGACGGCGAGUGGCUCGUGCCCGUGUACACCUUUCAGUCCCAGACCAUGAGCGCCUCGGGCACCCUCGCCAACAACGGCAUCGGCAGCCCCGUCAACGACACGGGGCUCGUCCGCUCGCCCUUCCGCCCCUCGGACGACAGCGCCACCUUUGAGCACCAGAUCCCCGCCAACAUGAUGCUGUCCCGCUACCUCGCCUCGUGCGCAGAGAUCAUGGACAAGCUGCCCCGCGCGCCCGCCGGGCUCGCGGCCGAGAUGCGCGUCAUGUCCGCGCAGAUCGACGCGGCCAUCAAGCAGUGGGGCAUCGUCAAGACCCCGAGCGGCGACGAGAUCUACGCCUACGAGGUCGACGGCUUCGGCGGCAUCAACCUCAUGGACGACGCCAACGUGCCCUCCCUGCUCUCGGCGCCGUACCUCGGCUACGUCGACCGCGCGGACCCGGUCUACCAGGCCACCCGCAAGUUCGUGCUCAGCAGGCGGAACCCCUGGUGGUGCUCGGGCACCGUCAUCAACGCCGUCGGGUCCCCGCACGUGCGGCCGGGCGCCGCCUGGCCGAUGGGCAGCAUCAUGCGCAUCAUGACCAGCGACGACGACGACGAGAUCCGGACCACGCUCAAGGAGAUCCUGGCCAGCACGGACGGGCUGGGCCUGAUCCACGAGAGCGUGGACAGCAACGACGCGAAGCGCUGGACGCGCGAGUGGUUCACCUGGGCCAAUGGGCUGUUUGGCCAGAUGAUUAUGGACCUGCAUGCGAGGAAACCGCAUCUGCUCAGGGAGAGCUACCAACCGCCGCUCGUGCCGCCAGAGGGAAGGGGCGCUGGUGCGCCCAAGCCGGAUGUCGAGACUGUGCAGGCUGUCGGCUGAUAGCGAUGGUUCUGUCCGGGUAUGUUAUAUAUAAGUGUAAAGAGUUUAAUGCAGCAAAACCCAAGAAAGCACACAUUUAUUGCAUUCGUCACAGUUUAGGUGGGC
Microdochium trichocladiopsis is the source of this 2012-nucleotide messenger RNA. RefSeq lists its product as uncharacterized. Bases 201 to 1907 code for a protein of 568 amino acids. Lineage: Eukaryota; Fungi; Ascomycota; Sordariomycetes; Xylariales; Microdochiaceae. The record is from RefSeq and is a predicted model, not a curated record. The transcript has a single exon. Gene Ontology annotation, biological process: carbohydrate metabolic process.